Messenger RNA from Danaus chrysippus (African queen), 819 nucleotides. The record is from the annotation of a GenBank genome assembly. NCBI's taxonomy places the organism in Eukaryota, Metazoa, Arthropoda, Insecta, Lepidoptera, Nymphalidae.
AUGGAGUACGGAUAUUUGAGCGGGGCUGGUGGUGGGUUCGAUGGUGGCUGUUUGGGAGGUGGUGGUGAGCUGUCUUGGGGCGAGCUGGCCUCGUGCGGUCAGAUGUCUCAAGCUGCUUAUCGCUACCAGGGCAUGAGGUACCAGCCCCCGCCGCCGCAGUGCGCGCGACCACAAGACACAACCAUGAGAAAUCAUCACAUCUUUCCGCCGGCUAUGAACCUACAACCCGGCCUCCCAUACAAAGUAUACGGUGGUCACGAAGGCUCUUUGACAGAGAAGAGAAAACAGCGUAGAAUCAGAACUACAUUCACUUCAGCACAACUGAAAGAAUUGGAACGAGCCUUCCAGGAAACACAUUACCCUGAUAUAUAUACCAGAGAAGAAAUAGCAAUGAAAAUAGAUCUUACAGAAGCGAGAGUUCAGGUAUGGUUCCAAAAUCGACGAGCUAAAUUUCGGAAACAGGAGCGCUUGGCUCAGCAAAAGGCUGGUGAGACUCCAGUGAAGGCUGAGGGUAAAAGAGACAAGCCUGGCUCACCAGCUACCUCCCCGCACCCACCACCAUCACAACCAACACACCACAGCCUUCCACAUUUAUCACCACCGGACUUGAAACCCAUUACUUCUGCAGCAAACAAGCUUUGUGAGGAGCUGAACGGUUCUGAGCCGCCAGUGAGUGGCGUGGGCAGUGGCAAGUGGAGUGCCGGCUGUGGCCUUCUGCGUCAGCCAUCAGGCUUCCCGCUUCUGGGAGUGGCACCACCCAACUAUCUCCUCUCAGACCAUCUCGGAACCCUCGCCAAAACGAACAACCAUCUUUUCUAA